UUUAUCAUAGUGCCAUGGAAGAAUUACCAAGUUCCGACGUACGAAUUGUAUUGAACAUAAAGGAAGGUAAAGGUUUUGAACAAAUUAUACUACCAACGUUAGUAACUGCCACCUUAAAUGGACACUUGUUAGAAACUGAAACAAUAAGUCCAAGCCCUAAUCCCCAAUAUGACCAUGACUUGGUUUGGGAAAUAGAUAAAAAUAGACUGCGGAAGAUGAGAUCUGGACAAGUCCCAUUAAAAUUAGAAUGUUUUGCUGUUAAAGGCCUUGAUAGUAAAGAGAAAUUGGGAUACCUCUUACUCAGUUUACGAUCUGCACAGGUAUUUUCUAAAAAUGAAGGUGAUAAUGUAAAAACCAGUUGGUAUAAACUAUUAGGACUUAGAAGCGAUUUGAAAAUACACAAACCUGAGCUACUUCUUGGUUUAAGUAUUCAUGAUCAAGAGUCUACAACAUUAAAUUGUCACAUAGAGUCAAAGAAUGCAAAAGAAAUCAAGCAAACAAAUUUUGAUGCUGAUAAAAUAACUCCAAUUUUACUACGUGAUGAACGGCUUAUACAAUUAGGUCCCUUAGAUACUUGUCAUGAGUUAUUUUUGAUGAACAUUGCAGCCAUAACUGCAGCAAAUACAGAUUUAUUAUUACCAGAAAAAUAUUACUUGGACAUGAAAAAUAAUUUAUAUUUUUGGUGUAAAAUAUUAGAAAAUCAUGUAUACUUUAAUCAGUCGAAAAGAGAAUAUGGUGAAUUUUGGAUACUCAAUGAGAAAAUUGUAAUAAGGAUCAGGACUUUGUUAAAAGUUUUGAAAUCAUACCUACAAGUAAAACCAUUUUUGAUUAUAUAUUUGAAGUAUAAAGAUAACAUAAUAGCUCAGUCAGAAGUUAAUUUGCAACCACUAGUUUCUACUGAUAAUAUUGAAGAGUUUCUUAAAACUUCUGAAAAUAAUAGUAAUAUUUUAAACUACCGAUGUUACCUAUACAAAAAGGAACUUAAUGAAAACGGUGAAACGGAAUGUAGUAAUUCGUACCUUGAUUUACAACUAAAAUUGCAGUAUGUUGGAGGUAAAACAGAAAUAAUAAUGAACACUCCAAGUACAGUAUUCAGCAAUACAGUCCCUCUUAAUCCUACUAAAGAACAAACACAUAAUUUGAAACACAUAAAUUAUAGUGAAAUAGAUUAUCACAGAAAUCCAGCUGGUGACUUUGGAACAUGCAAUACUGCAAUUCCAAUGGUCAGUUUCUCAAAUGGUUGCAGCGUGCUUAAUAAACACUCCUUAAGCUAUGAACAUAUAAGAAGUCAACAAAUUAAGCCUGUAUAUUCCCAAUCAGUUGACAAGUUACCAUGUCAGUGCAGGUUCAAUGAUUGUUCGAAAAGUGUAGAAGCUUAUCACUGCUAUUGUUUAAACAUUGUAUUGAUAGCCAUUAAAUCAGUAUCUCCAAAACUAACUGUACCAAAUAUUGAAAUUCAGUUUCAUCAUCCAAAGACAGAAAUCGCAUCAACCUUUCAUCCGAAAAUAUCAAUUGUAAUAGGGGAAAACGUGAAGUUACAAGAUAUAGGAUGUAAACUCCAUUUUAUAUCAGCAACAGAUGAAAUUAAACAUUUAUUAUCAUCUUUCCCGCCCAAAAUUAGUAUAUAUAAAAUAGAUGAAGGCCCUAAAACUUGUAUUGCUGAAUGUGUAGUAGAUGUGAAACAAUUAAUUUGUCAAAGCAAGACUGAAUGUCAAUGUGAAAUACAAUUGUAUGAUAAGGAACAAAGUAUUGUUGGUAACUUAGAUAUUGCAAUGAAUUUAGAAGAUCAUGGCCCAUAUUAUAGAAUUAAGAAAAAAACACCGAAUGAAAAUUUAGGACCCCCAAUCUUAGAUGACAGUUUAGCAUACAAAAUAGUUGAUGAGUUGGAAACAUGGAAGGAACGUCAAAAGGAAAUAUUCAAAGUUGAGUUGAAAAGGAAGGAGGAUCGUCAUUUAAAUUUAUUAAGUCAAGAAUGGCAAAAACAUAAAGAAAGUUUAGAAGCAAAACUUGCGUGUAGUGUUAAACAAUGUAAAAUGUUAGCAAAUAGUUUAAACAACGCCACAGAAGACUUAAGAACACGGAGAUUAAAGAGCCUUGAAAAGGAGACGAGAUUAAUUAAAGCAAAUGAAGAAUUACAUUGGUCGUAUGAAUCAAAAUUACGCGAGCUCAGAGAGUCGUAUCACACAAUGCAAGACGAACUUAUGUCAAAGAUCAGUGCUCUUGAAAAAAGAAAAACUAUCUUAGAAACGCAAGUUGAAGAAUUAAGUACAGAAAGAGAAAGAUUGCAGUUACUUGCAACAAAACAAGCAGAAGAAUUAAAAACUUAUCAGAAAGGAUCUUUAACGCAACAUCAAACAGCAACUUUAUUACAAGAAUUAAAAACACUCGAGGAAAAGUUGCAACAUGCACAAGAUAGUAAAUCAUUUUUUAAAAGUAAGUGGGCAACGGCAGUUCGUGAAAUACAUAGACUGAAGCAAGAAUAUCAGGAAGCUAUACAAGUUCAGAUAAAAAAUAGUAAAGAAGAAUUGGAAAACUUAGAUUUAGAGGAGAUACUGUGUGCAGAUUCCACUGCUUUGACUAAUGAUCAAACUACAUUGAACCAAAUUCAAAAGGAAAUCGAUGUAAUUAAACAGAAACCAUCCUACAUUGAAAUAGAUCCUUAUAGUUCGGUUUUCACGCCGACUACUAUGGGUCCAAGAAUACCACAAAGCAAUAGUAAACAUUUAUUAAAACAGUCAGAAGAGAAGGAUGAACGAUUGCAAGCGUUAAUUGAGGAACGAGAUUCUCUCCUAAAGACUGGUAGUUACACGUAUGAAGAUGCAAUUAUAAUAAAAUUAAAUGCUGAAAUAAGAUCUCAAAUGUUGAAGUAG
This is a messenger RNA of Dufourea novaeangliae, 2870 nucleotides long. It is a transcript of the gene rha, whose product is annotated as centrosomal protein of 120 kDa-like. Gene Ontology annotation, cellular component: centrosome; centriole. The coding region runs from base 15 to 2870 and encodes 951 amino acids. The transcript is spliced from 11 exons. Lineage: Eukaryota; Metazoa; Arthropoda; Insecta; Hymenoptera; Halictidae. The record is from RefSeq and is a predicted model, not a curated record. Gene Ontology annotation, biological process: interkinetic nuclear migration; centrosome cycle; positive regulation of centriole elongation.